AUGAGUGAGUUCCCUAACUGGCCAGCAGGCAACAAAAGAUUUGUUCGCACGCACAAACAUGUCAUUAGUACAGAACCUAUCACUCGUACAAGAACUGCUCAGACAGACAGACGCAACAGAAGUCAGCUUUGGAAAGACGUCACUGAUGUGAAAGACUAUAAUUUAUUAAUCAUUGACAACUUGUGUCGCACUCCAGUAGACUAUCUAAUAGAGAACUGGCUCAACGACUUCUAUGACACUCGCAUGAAUGCUGAAGUACGAGCAGCGCGAUUGCGUCGCACAAUCUCUGAGUUAGAGAAGCGUUACAAAGGCACUGGCAGAGAGUCGAUCAAUUGGCAAUUCCUCAAGGCAUUACGUCAUCAAGUACUAGUCAUGUACAGCCUGCAAGCGGAAACGGAUAAACUGAUCAAAGCUCAACCAAAACCGGAUGGUAGUAGUGGACACUUGUCUGACAUAUCAGUGAAGGUGUUUCAUGAACUCACUGAAGAUAUGAUAAGACAGGCAACCAUAAUACAAGCUAAUCGCAAGCGUGACUACAAGAGAGCCAAAAACACAACCAUCCCUGACCAGAGAGUCACUCGUCCAAGAAUGGAUAUACCUCCAGGGGGUCCACCCAGAGGGGGUGAACCACUUGGACAACAAGGAAGACAAGGCAGAGGUCGUCCCAUAGGACAGGCUGCUGACACCCCAGCACCGCGAGGACCAAGAUCUUGUCUACACCGCGGUAUAAACCCUUUACCACAUGCGUUCAGUAAGUGCCCCAAUAAAGGCGAAAGCAACCGUCAAAGUCAGAAGCUCAAGCAGCACAGCAAUCUCAACCCGGCCAUAUCGACCAGUUGGCCAUUUGCAAGAGAUGGAUGA
Messenger RNA from Sphaeroforma arctica JP610, 861 nucleotides. RefSeq lists its product as hypothetical. The transcript has 2 exons. Bases 1 to 861 code for a protein of 286 amino acids. The record is from RefSeq and is a predicted model, not a curated record. Lineage: Eukaryota; Ichthyosporea; Ichthyophonida.